Molecule: messenger RNA, 1334 nt
Organism: Ficedula albicollis (Collared flycatcher)
Lineage: Eukaryota; Metazoa; Chordata; Aves; Passeriformes; Muscicapidae
Gene: OTX1
Product: orthodenticle homeobox 1
Biological process (GO): regulation of transcription by RNA polymerase II; multicellular organism development
Cellular component (GO): nucleus
Molecular function (GO): DNA-binding transcription factor activity, RNA polymerase II-specific; RNA polymerase II cis-regulatory region sequence-specific DNA binding
Source: RefSeq, a predicted model, not a curated record
CCAUAUAUUCGAUUUGAUUUUGAUUUUUUUUUUUUCCUGCGGAAUUUUGGAGGAAAAACUGCCCGGCUUCUAGCAUGAUGUCUUACCUCAAACAGCCCCCUUACGGCAUGAACGGGCUGGGGCUGACGGGCCCCGCCAUGGACCUGCUGCAUCCCUCCGUGGGGUACCCGGCCACCCCGCGGAAGCAGCGGCGGGAGCGCACCACCUUCACCCGCUCGCAGCUGGACGUGCUGGAGGCGCUCUUUGCCAAGACCCGCUACCCCGACAUCUUCAUGCGGGAGGAGGUCGCCCUGAAGAUCAACCUGCCCGAAUCCCGAGUUCAGGUCUGGUUCAAGAACCGCCGCGCCAAGUGCCGGCAGCCGCAGCAGAGCGGCGGCGGGGCCAAGAGCCGCCCGGCCAAGAAGAAAUCGUCCCCCGCUCGGGAGAGCUCGGGUUCGGAGAGCAGCGGGCAGUUCACGCCGCCGGCAGCGGCCUCCAGCUCCGCCUCGUCCUCCUCCUCCAGCUCGGCCUCCUCAGCCCCGGUGGGCGCCCCGGCCUCCCUCAGCACCCCGGCAUCGUCCAUCUGGAGCCCGGCUUCCAUCUCUCCCGGCGCGGCGCCCGCGGGGGUGACGGUGCCCGAGCCGCUGCCGCCGGCCGCCUCCUGCAUGCAGCGGGCCGGUCCCGCCGCCUCCGCCGCCUCCGCCUCCUACCCCGUGUCCUACAGCCAGGGCGGCGGCUACGGCCAGGGCUACCCCGCGCCGCCCUCCUCGUCCUACUUCGGGGGCGUGGAUUGCAGCUCCUACCUGGCGCCCAUGCACUCGCACCACCAUCCGCACCAGCUCAGCCCCAUGGGCCCCUCCUCGGUGCCGGGCCACCACCACCACCACCCGCUGAGCCAGAGCUCGGGCCACCACCACCAUCACCACCACCACCACCACCACCAAGGCUACGGCGGCACGGGGCUGCCCUUCAACUCCUCCGACUGCCUGGACUACAAGGAGCCCGCUGCUGCCGCUGCUGCCUCCUGGAAGCUCAACUUCAACUCCCCCGACUGCCUUGACUACAAGGACCAGGCGUCCUGGCGCUUCCAGGUCUUGUGAGGGGCCGGUCACCAUCCCCCCGAGCUGCCACUGACCUCCCACCCGGGGACUCCCCACCGCCUCCUGGGCAGGACUCUGGUUCUUCCUCCUCCUCCCUCUUGGUUAGCAGUGGCGAUGCCCUGGGGAGGUCCUGCCGCCCCCAUCUCUACUGACUGAUAUUUAUUUGCUUCCUGCACCACUCCACCAGGUUUAUUAUAAUUAUUAUUUUUUUAAACGCACCAGAAGAGGAGUUUAAAAAAAAAAAGAAAAAGAAAA